This is a messenger RNA of Pristis pectinata (smalltooth sawfish), 1797 nucleotides long. RefSeq lists its product as uncharacterized. NCBI's taxonomy places the organism in Eukaryota, Metazoa, Chordata, Chondrichthyes, Rhinopristiformes, Pristidae. Bases 205 to 1797 code for a protein of 530 amino acids. The transcript has 10 exons. The record is from RefSeq and is a predicted model, not a curated record.
CUACCCCAGCCUCGCACACACGGCAAACAUUUUAAACGGCCCAGGUACAGCUCAACGCAGGUCUGCACAUUCAAGGAUCAACCGCGUUAUUUUACCUUUGUGAGCAGAGUUAGACUGUGGGACCGAGGGCAGACUCACAACCACUCUCACCUACAGUCAGAUCCAGAUGGGCCAUCACUGCCUUGUCCCAGAUUCGUUGCCCACAUGAAUACUUCAUCUGGCAGUCUACAGUUGCCAUGGAAUUUCACCAGGAGGCCCCGGACUCUCUACCCUGGAGCCAUGGACCCAGAGUCAUGCACUUCCACCAGAGAAAUCUGGAAGUCUGCAGCACAUUCCAAGCACCCAGCCAGAUGGUAUUGUCGCUUGCAGUUUAAACCCAGCUCAAAACCUCAGCCAAAAUCAUCCCCUCCAAGCGAAGUAUCAUCAGGAGAAGAUGAGGUAAAGCUGUGCGCUGGCCACAGGAAGACCCCACCUGGAACCAGUGAGCAGAACCCAGCUGAGGUGUCAGGUGCACACAGAGGGCACGCUAGCUCUGAGGAGUUCUGGAGUGAUGCAGAACUGGGGGAUCCAGGGAUGGAAGAGGUGGAUGUCCUGGGGGAAAGCUUCAGCCCCCUUCAAUCAAGAAUGGAAAACACUACAUCACAUGACAGUGGACAGGCCUUGAAUGUGAGCAGCCAGGGUUGUGGGUUCAGCCUUGACAGAGACAACAACGAGACAGACGCCUGGGACAGACAGCCGAGCUCAGGAACAGGCAGCAGCACCGACCUAUCCCAGCUCUGUUGCUCCUCAUUCUCCUGGAACAGUCGGACUUCUACAGGCUCCAAGAUGCAGGCAGGGAGCAGCGCCCAGCCUGACAGGACCCACCUCCGCAACGCCUCUCCGCUGGCGGUGAGCAGCCUCUACCAGAGCUCAGUGAACCUGGAUCAGAGUGCGUGUGGUAGGCACAGCACUAGUGACCCACUCCACAUGUCAUCCUGUGCCGCAAGAGAGUCCCCCGCGGAGAGAACUCUGUCAUUCGUGGAGAUCUGGCAUGACCGGCUUCUCAAACACUGGCCCGUUCUCCCUCCAAUCUCACCACAAACAGGAAGUUUGGAAGCUUGCUCGUAUGGGAGUGACAGUGGAGCGAUGCACAGCUACAGUGAGCUCAGUGCGUAUGAAGAGCUGGAUGAGAUUAUCCCAUGCACUGGGUCUUCCUUGUCUCAUCACAUUCUGGGCGAUACAGCUGAAGAGAUGUCGGAAUCAGAUCUGACCGGGAGAUCACCUGUUUCUCAGACACCCUCGACCUCGGCCGCUGAUAGGACACUGGCUGAGGCCAGGUUGGCACUGUUAGACCACCAGGGCUUCGAUCAAGGCCGUGAUAUCAACCUGCUUGAGGAGCUAUUGGCUCAGGCUACAAUAGCAGAGAGCAUGGAGUCAAUGGCCAGAGGGGAGAGAGAGGUGGAAGGUGGCAGGUCCAAGAUUAAUGGUUCACUGUCUCCUUGUCCACCUGACAAUUUGUCAGAACGGAAGCCAGCUCCCACUCAGAGGCCUAACAAGGAUGAUGUGGAUCUCGACUGUAACACGACGAACACCGAUUGGUCAUGCAAGGCUGCACCACUGAGCAGGGCGAUCCCAUCACCAGGAGGAACCAGACGCCAGUGUUCCACUCCUGUAAAGCCCGAACCCCGGACUACAGCUCUCCCUGAGAAGGUCAACUCAUCUGAAGUCACCCCCUCACCAAACGAGGAAGGGCAAGGCUCCCCUACACCACCAGUCGGAGAGGCCGUUGCAGUGGGGAGUGCAGGGUCAUCCAUGUGA